Chroicocephalus ridibundus (black-headed gull) is the source of this 1238-nucleotide messenger RNA. RefSeq names its product SPRY domain containing 7 (gene SPRYD7). Bases 52 to 642 code for a protein of 196 amino acids. The transcript is spliced from 5 exons. NCBI's taxonomy places the organism in Eukaryota, Metazoa, Chordata, Aves, Charadriiformes, Laridae. Gene Ontology annotation, molecular function: protein binding. The record is from RefSeq and is a predicted model, not a curated record.
CGCCCGCCCGCCGCCGUUGCGUCUGGGCGGGGCGGCGGCGUCCGGCCGGUCAUGGCCGCCUCCGUCUGUUGCUGCUUCUCCUGGUGGAGGGAUGGCGGCGCCGGCCACAUCCCGCUGAAGGAGAUGCCGGCGGUGCAUCUCGACACGCAGCGCAUGGGAACAGAUGUUGUCAUUGUUAAAAAUGGCAGAAGAAUAUGUGGCACGGGAGGCUGCUUAGCCAAUGCACCUUUGCAUCAGAACAAGAGCUAUUUUGAGUUUAAAAUCCAGUCCACAGGGAUUUGGGGUAUUGGAGUUGCAACCCAGAAAGCAAACUUGAAUCAAAUUCCACUUGGUCGAGAUGUCCAUAGCCUGGUGAUGAGGAAUGAUGGAGCUCUCUACUACAACAAUGAGGAGAAAAACAGACUACCAGCAAACAGCCUUCCUCAGGAGGGCGAUGUGGUGGGCAUUACAUAUGACCAUGUAGAAUUAAAUGUAUAUUUAAAUGGGAAGAACAUGCAUUGUCCAGCUUCAGGAAUCAGAGGGACUGUCUAUCCGGUGGUCUAUGUUGAUGACAGUGCCAUUCUGGAUUGUCAGUUCAGUGAAUUUUAUCAUACGCUUCCACCAGGGUUUGAAAAGAUCCUCUUUGAGCAGCAAAUCUUCUGAAUGUCUUCAUACCGAAAAUUUGCACCCUGCACUGUUACAAAAGCUCUGUCAUCUUAAAUAAAGCUUCACAUUAUUUUAGGAAACAUAUCUGUAUUUUCAGUAAGUACUUGUGACUGUUGUCUGCUGGAUUAAUAUGUUAACUGCAACUCCAGUUAACUGUGUUGCAAAUACAAGAUUUCUGACAAUGUUUUGUGCUUGAAAAUUAGUGUUUUGGGGCAAGGCUUUUCUCUGAUUUGUACUUGAUGCAUAAGGAGACUAAGGGAUAUUAUUGACAUCAGUAUUACAUUCAGUAUUUUGAAUAAAUUGGCGCUUUGUAAAGCCAAUAGUUCUUAUGCAUAUGAUAGCUAUGGAGAUGGAUAGUUCUCAAGAUGUUUUCCCAACUUUUUUUCCACACAGAAGUUAAGUUACUUUGUUUAAAGGAGGCACUGUGUUUCUAGUCUGUGAUUUGGAGUUGCGGUGUCUCAGUUGUGCAUGAUGACUAAUAAUAUGAUGGCAUAACUAGUAGCCGGAUACUCUUUUUUUUUUUUUCUUCAAGGUGUAAUUUAAUCCGUUCCUUCAAUUUUAGACUGGCAAAUAUAACUUAUCUAUUUCUCCUA